Messenger RNA from Paramacrobiotus metropolitanus, 1327 nucleotides. RefSeq lists its product as uncharacterized. NCBI's taxonomy places the organism in Eukaryota, Metazoa, Tardigrada, Eutardigrada, Parachela, Macrobiotidae. The coding region runs from base 536 to 1060 and encodes 174 amino acids. The record is from RefSeq and is a predicted model, not a curated record. The transcript has 2 exons.
CCUACCUACGCGAAGGCGUCUCCUUUCUUAACUCCUCCUGAAAAACGAUGCAUCGAUUACGGCAGUUCCAGCAGUUUUGCUUCUUUCUUUAUCUCCCGGUUUUGAUCGGUACUCCAACCAACGUGCGUGCUGUACCACUGCCAACGGAAUCGUCAGCCUUCUUCGUCCAUCUUAGGGAGGAGCUCCACACACUCCCUUCCAUGUCAGCAGACGAGAAGCGGCGUAAAUACGCGGCGACGUGCAAGGCCCACUUCUUUACAGGCUGCAGCGUCCAGUGGAAGAACUGCGGAUGCGACUUACCGUUUCUGAAUCUCCACGCCAUCGCGCUCAACGUUACCUCCAUGAUGAUUGGCGACUGGAACGACUUUGUUGAUUUCUGCACUCCCAGUUGUCUGUCCGAUCCGUUCAUCCCCCUUCCCUACGGGCCCAAUCUUACCAGCUUGACCUUGAAGAACAUCUGGGCGGUGCCGGAUAAUCGACCGUUUCCCGUCGCUGGUUUCCUGAUUAAUCUGCAGGCGAACUGGAAUUAUAUAGGAUGCAUUUGCCCACGAUCACGAAGGACACCUUUCAAGAGUUCGUGGCGCUGCGACAGUUGGUACUAUUGUAUAGCCAUGUAUCAACUAUUGAUGUCAAUGCUUUCGCCGCCCUGGGAGACCGGCCCGGAUCAGCGUUACCGGCACUGAACAUCCUCAGUAUUGGCCACAAUAACAUUACCACUCUCGAUUGGUCGGUAUUUGCGCCGCUGAUGAGCAGCGUCAAGGAAAUUUAUCUAGUAAACGACAACAUCCAGCGCAUUAUCGUCAGCCGCUUCUACGAAGUGCACGGCGUGGAGACGGUGGACCUGACGUGGAACAACAAUCUGACCGAUAUCGACGACCGCUUCUUGCACAGUAUCUCCCCUGCUUCCGGUCGACCACGUUUGGGUCUAUCGGAGACCCCGCUCUGCUCGGAUGCCACGCACUGUCGACGGAUCACCAAGAUUUACGGCCCUCUCAAUUAUUGCUGCGGAAAUACGCAGUCUGCCGCUGGGCUUGGUAGGAUAACUGAGGAGGAUAGCUGAGGCGGAAGUACGUUAUUCAGUCGGUCAACCAUUUCUGCUGUCCAUAUCACACUUAACUGUGGUACUUUUCUUUUUUUUUCGUACGAGACAAUUUAAACAUUUAUAAUGCUAAGCCAACGACCCGUUGUUGUCUGACCUUUGUCAAUGCAGUGGCAGCUGCUUUGGCGAUACUAAUUCUUUUAACGAUGUGCUCAGCUAGAAGCUUCCUUGAGCUGCACAAGUAGUUCAAGUUGUAAUGAUCCAGAGUUUAUGCAGAAGUAACGUUCA